AUGGCUGCUGCAAGCCACUGCCUCUCCCUGCUGUUCCUGUCCACGUGUGUGGCUUUGUUGCUGCAGUCACCUCUGGGUGCCUCGGGGGCCCCUCUGGAGCCAGUGUACCCAGGAGACAACGCCACACCGGAGCAGAUGGCCCAGUAUGCAGCUGAGCUCCGCAGAUACAUCAACAUGCUGACCAGGCCCAGAUAUGGGAAACGAGACAAAGAAGAUACCCUGAACUUCUUGGAGUGGGAAUUCCCCAACAAAGCUGUCCCCAGCCAGGUGGAUGUGUAAUGUCACCUCCUGCCUCUGCCCACUCAAGGGCAGUGC
This is a messenger RNA of Miniopterus natalensis, 315 nucleotides long. NCBI's taxonomy places the organism in Eukaryota, Metazoa, Chordata, Mammalia, Chiroptera, Miniopteridae. The record is from RefSeq and is a predicted model, not a curated record.